AUAUUCAUAAUGAUCUGAGGAAGGAAGACGAGUUUUUUGUGACAUUGCCGCAGCGGUGCUCGCUCUCUGGUGUGCAUCGUUUCGUAAGCAUAACAAAGUAGGCUGAAUGGUGAAAUAGCCCCUAGACUCCGUACAUGUACUAUGCCUCCAACAAAUAAUUGAGAAAAGCAACCAGUGUCUUGACGCUGUGGGCCUGGGCUUAGCCGCUGACCCGGUGAAUCAGUCAAGUAUUUCUUUCUGUGAAGUUCCGGAAGGUUCAAGUCAAAUAGCGCUCGAACAGCCCUUUCGUCAUUCCUUGAUAAUGAGACGAGGAAGGAAAGCUGCCGGUGGACCUCGCCAACCAACCGCUGGGCCAGCAUCAGAUGGUUCAACAACGCUCUCGGGCAUCGGAGAGGAAAAAGCACCGCCUGCUGGAAAGCCGGGGGCGGCAUCUACACAGCCUGAUGGAGACAGUGAGUCUGCGGCGGAGAAGAGCGUGCUGGAUGUGCUAGCUGAGGGAGUGCACAACAGUUGGGCGUUGCUACAUACAGCUGUUAUUGAGUUCCUCGCUUGCAAGGAUGAAAUCCUGAAGCACGCGCUUCCUCCGGCACUUCUCCUCAGGAUUGUGGUGUCAACUAGCAAAAUUUUCCGCCUGUUUAGUGAUGCCAAUACGCCAAUGCUGGAGUUGCUGCGUUUGGUCAAGCUCUAUUCGGCUGAUUGGGAGAAGCAGAGUGCAGCACUGAAGAAGCUACAUGCAGACAAUGAAAGCAAACAGCGUCAGUUGAACAUUGCACUGCGACGCAUUGAAAUGACCGCGAUGGAACAGCAGAGAAUGGCAAAGGAGCGGCGUGUCAUGAACUGGGAGCGACUAUUUGCCAAGUUACACAAUCGACAGAGUCAUGGUCGACGAUGGAAGUUUCUCAUGCAGUCCUUCAAGGACAAACUGCGGGAUGGAAAGCUGAACCCAGAGUCGUAUGCACCAUCAAAGUCAGACAGCGAGAACGAGGAAGGUGAAGAUUAUACAUCGUGUAGUGUGGCCAAUGCUGGUGUCAGACCAACCAGUCACUUGAGGCUGUUUUCUCGGGAAGGAAGUCUGGAUGUUAGCGCUAUCAGUCUGGAUCCUACCAACGGCGGGGAAGAGGACAGUAAAGCGGGUGAUUCACGCAAUGCACACGAGCAAGUGGCAUCAGAGUCUCCUAGCGGCGAUGAUACAGCGGAGGACAUGGAAGAGGCACCGCACCAGCUAUCGGUCAGACAGCUUGAAGAUAAUGGCACCAUUGCUGAAGAAGACUCUCGGACACGUCUUAACAGUGACAAUAGUUCGGCCACUGUGGAUCGAACAGAGGACAGUCAGCAGCAGCAGCAGCAGCAGCAAGGCCAUGAUCGUGGAGACGUCCGUGCUGACUCACUAGUUCCAGUGAAAGCUCCAGUUGAAACCAGUGACACAGGCGUAUGCACACAUGAACCAGAAUAUAGGAGAUGCCUUGGCCUACGUGUGUAUGCACCAAGGGAGCUCAAGGGAUUUUCAUCCGCUGCAGUGACAGUGAGUCUUGGUGACCAAGUGUUCAACACCGAUGUGUUUGAUCUGUCACCGGUGUCGCUGUCCGGCGGCGCUCCCAAGUACCACUACGGCGAGUUUGAGUUCCAACUGCCACCGACCUCCAAGUAUGAUGAGAGUGCAGCUGUUGCCAUGGCGGCAGAUCCCAGUAGCAGUGAACAGUCUGGCCAAGUGACCCACAGCCACGGCAGUAUCAUCAGUAGUAGCAACAGCUCGGCUCUCCUAGAUUCUGGGAGUGCGGACACCGGCAGCGGCGAAGAAGAGCAUGACACGACACUAAACAUUGUUCUGCACUCGAAGAGUCCUCAAGGGCCCAUUGUUGCUAUGACAACAGUGCCGUUGAAGACUUUGCUCGUCGGACAAUUGUGCUUCACUGUGUGCCCUACAGAUGACCAUGAGAUCUACACAAGUAUGGAGGAAGGUUUGAGGAUCACUCAGCUGACAGGCAGUGAUGUCUUCCAGAUUGACACGCAGGGUCCAACUGACUUUGAGUUGAGACCCAUGGCUGGAGGCAUGCCGUCUAAACUGCCUCUUCUGCCAUUCCAUAUCAAGAUGGAAGUACCAAUCACAUUCCAGAAGGCAACUGAAACAGUGCCACUUGAAGAGCUUGUGGCAGGAGUUGCUGGCGAGCUUGGCUUUGUCAGCAUGGAGGAAGCAGCUGCUCUUGUCAAAGAGCGGGAAGAAGAACACACGAGAGCGCAGCAAGAAUACGGAGUAGCUCAGGAUGCAGAGGUAUCUGACAUCCAAGACGAAUACAAGCAGAACAUAGCCACUAUGACCCUGCAUCACGCUGAAGAACUGGUUGUCAUGCAAACAGACUAUGAGUCUAAGAUGCUGGCCUUGACAGAAUCUCUAGACGAACUGAAACGGCAAAUGGUCACGCCACCGAAGAGUCACAAUGAACAGGCUGAACAGGCCACUCAAACCUCAGGCAUGUCAACGCCAAGUGGAAGAGAAUCUCAUUCGGCGACAAAAAGGGUGUCGGUACAUUCAAUGGAUUUGCCUGAGUCCACUCUUCGUCAUCUCAUACCCGGGUCACCUCUGCAUCCCGUGCCACUGGCGAAAGCUUCUCGUACACCGCCACCAGCCGGCAAGACGAUGCGAAAGCGGUCUUCCAGGGUCUCUCACCCCAUGCCUGCAGACUGGAUGGAAAAUAUCCCCAAAGAUUUUCUCGAGCGCCUGGAGCAUUUCACGCAGGCCAGUAUGGAGCGCCAUCAAAUACUCGUCCAGACGGUCAGACAUCAGGUUCAGUCGAUUUUCUCGCAACAGAUGGCUGCAAACCAUCGUCUGCGCACUCAUGUUGCAAACGAAGAGCUAUGCUUACCGGCACUCUACCUGCCAACGCAGAGACCCAAGGUCAUCUUCACACCCAAAGCACAUUCCUACUUCCACCCAGCAGGUUCCACGUCUGUUCGAGUUUCUCAGCCGCCAUCGAUCCUCAGUCUACCUCCCAUUCCUCGGAAACAGCCUCCCGCAAUCAGCACAGUAAAUCUGUUUGAACUCAGUCAGAAGUAUGGAGGCGCAGACAGUCCCUACCUAGGCAAGGGAAAGGCCAAGAAAACAACGUUCCCGACUCACGGCAGCAAUCCACCGCCAUCGCUGACUCACCUGCGUAGCUUUGUCGACGGUACACGCACACCGAAAUCAGCCGAUUGGGAAAGUGAUAUCGACGACCAACAAGCUUAGUCCCGGCGAAGUCAAGCGGCAUCGACAUCGGGGAAAAAAAACUUGAGAUUCUAAUUUGGUCGGAAUUGAUCCGACACCAGGUAUAUGGCAUAUUAUUCCAAACACAUCUAAAGCCAGGGAGUCGUAAAAUACCGGUAUUUUACGACUCCCUGUCUAAAACCAUAACAAGUGCAUUUUUCGAAACUCUUCAUGCACAUGUGAACGAUUUUAAAUUCUUUCUUUUUUUGUGUGUCAUUGUACUUAUCAUACCGGUAUCUGUGCCACUUCUACCA
This is a messenger RNA of Sycon ciliatum, 3495 nucleotides long. RefSeq lists its product as uncharacterized. Bases 302 to 3223 code for a protein of 973 amino acids. The transcript has 29 exons. The record is from RefSeq and is a predicted model, not a curated record. NCBI's taxonomy places the organism in Eukaryota, Metazoa, Porifera, Calcarea, Leucosolenida, Sycettidae.